AUGUCGAGUCGUGGUUCUUACGGUGGUGAUGAUCGUUGCGGUGGAGCUCGUCCUUCUGACCAGAGACCGGAGCAGAGCUCAGGUCCCGUUUCGUGGCCGGCACUUCAAACCUCCGAAGGCCGUGGAGCUCCUGCUUCUGGUGGAAGAGGUCACGGAAAUCGUCCGCCAGACUUUUUUCCCGGUGUUUCUAAGGAGAUAGGACGGAAACCUCAAGCCGUGGACGUUGCUUCGUUUUCAGCGGCGUCCGUACAGUUUCCGGAGUCUGACUCUGGUGAGUUAGCCGAGCAAGUCCAGAGUACUCCGGUGAAGACGACGCUUCCACCGGCUACAUCGACGGUAACGCAACCGGUCCAGAUUUCGUCUUCAUCGACGUCCGUACAGUUUCCCGAGUUUGGGUUUCGUCAAUCUCGUGCGAAUCAGUUUCUCGUUCAAGUUGCUGAAAGAGAUCUCUAUCACUACGAUGUUUUAAUCAGCCCAGAGGUGAUAUCGGAGAAAGUAAACAGAGCGGUGAUGAAAACUCUGGUGAGCACCUACGGAGAAUCGCACUUGGGAAAGAGGACUCCUGCGUACGAUGGCAGGAAGAGUCUCUUCACAGCUGGUCCUCUCCCUUUCGAGAGUAUAGAGUUUGUACUGGAUUUGAAGGACAAGAAAGUUGCAGGUUCUUCUUCCUCGAGCAAGGAGAGGCAGUUUAAAGUUGCCAUAAAGCUGGCGUCAAGGCAUGUUUUGUUCCAGUUACAACAGUUGCUCGAACGGAAAACAAGAGAGGCUCCAUAUGAAACCUUCCAGGUGCUUGAUUGUUUUCUCAGGGAUCUGCUGCCAUCGCAAGAGUAUAUUGCUAUUGGAAGGUCUUUGAUGGAUGGUAUUGGUAUUGAGUAUUUCAGCAGCUAUCUCCAGAGUCUCAGGCUUACUCAGAUAGGAUUCUCGCUCAACACUGAUGUUUCCGCUAGAUCUUCUUACGAACCACUCCUGAGAGACUUCAACAGACCAAUGAUAGACUCUGAUCGCGUCAUGGAAAUGAUCAAUGGAGCAAGAGUUGCUUCUUGGACCUGCCUUAGCUUCUCGACGAGUAUUGAUCGAGAUUUAGCCCAGGAGUUCUGCAAACAGUUGAUUGGGAUCUGUGUCACCAAAGGAAUGGAAUUCAAUCCGAGACCUGCUAUUCCGUUCAUCUCUUGUCAGUCUCAAAGAAUCGAGGAAGCAGUUAUAGAUAUUCACAAAAGGGCACCUGGUCUCCAACUCUUGAUGGUGAUAUUGCCUGAUGUCACUGGAUCUCACCGUAAGAUCAAAAGGGUAUGUGAAAAGAAGCUAGGGAUUGUAUCUCAGUGCUGUCAACCAAAUGAUGUUCGUAAACUCAGCAAGCAGUACAUGGAAAACGUUGCACUGAAGAUUAAUGUCAAGACUGGAAGACGCAAUACAGUUCUUGAUGAUGCUAUUACAGACUCAGAGAGGCUCAUCGGUGCAGCUGCUAAUAACCAGCCGGCUGUGAUGAUUGAGGACGCAUGGUUUGCUUCUGUUCCUGUUCCCGUUGGUAUGACGAGGCGUGGAAGGAGGCAAAUACGGGCUUGGAGACAGCGUCAGCAACCUCAGCAACCUACAGAGAUGCAACUGUUUGAUGUGGAGUGCUCUGAUGAGCAAAAGCUUGAUCCGGAGUUCUCUGAUGACCUGACGCCUUACGAGAUGAAUGUUACCCCACAUAACAAGCAGUUUAUGGUAAAACCGGCCAGAUCUAAGGUUUUGGCUAAGGUACCAAAGGAGAUGAGGAACAGGCUGAGGGUCAGCAAAUCAGUCCCAAUAACAAAGGUGUUGGCUAAAACUCUCCUCGGUGCAAAAAGAAUGAAGUAUUUAGGUGAAACAGAGAGAGCAGAUGAUUCGUUGUAUCUGUCAGACAGCAAUGGACAAAUGUUCAUCUAUUUUCCUACAGUUGAGCCAGGUGAAGAGUAUGUAGGAGAGGAGAUGGCAAGAAAUCUGAUAGAGGAGAGUGUAGGUCCAGUUAGAGAUCAAUGGAACCAUCCCUUAUGCUGGGAUUUCUGCCUUGGAGAUUUGGUGAGUUCUUCAGCUGUCUUGUAUGGCCAGAUGACUACUUACAAGCCCUUGAGUCAAGGUUAUGUCUGCCAAAACAUGGAUAAGAAGCUGUAUGGAUCCAAGCUGACUCCACAAUCAGAUUUGACUGAUAAGAAAACUCAUAGUUGUUAUAUGGCUUCUCUGUAUGAAGGACUGCAGUUUGCAAAAGAGACUGGGAUACCGUUAGCAAGCCAGGAAGAGCUUUUAGAAGAAGAGUGGAACUGCAACUAUGAAACGGUAGUCUCAUCAGAAGAGAAAUUCUUCAAGAUAAAAGAAGUCUAUAGGUAUUUCGAGUUGAAAGAUGCUUUAGUCCGCCUGAAAACACACGCUGUGGGGGCUACUUUGAUUUGUUUCAAAGGCUGGGAAGAGGAAGGGAUCUAUAUGGGUCCGAAAGAAAACGCGCCACAUCAGGUAACUAUGCUUUCUUACUGCGAUAUAGAUGGUAAGAAAGCAAUCAGAUGCAAGAUGAGCAAUGGGGAUCAUACUGCUAAUGGUGGAUAUAUACAUGUAUCUCCUGCGGUAAUGCUCAUCGACGCCGGCAGUGCUAGGAAAAAGUCUAAUUCUUUUACUUGUUGGGAGAAACCGACUCAUUUGCUGUACGACUUCUACUCUGUGGAAAUGGAACCCGGAGAAUACGGUGUGAAAUUACAGGAGAGUGAUAUAGAGAGAGAGAACAACAAACAGUUUAGACUGGAUUUCCCUCAGACAGAUCAGACAGGGCGAGGAAGAGGAGGUCGGAGAGGGCGAGGAAGAGGAGGUCGGAGAGGGCGAGGAAGAGGUCCGAGAAGGACAAGAAGCGGGAUGCCUGGAAAUAGCAGCUUGAAAGUUUCUACACAGCCUCCGGCAUUUGAAGUAUCUCAUCUCGUUGGUGGUCAUGAUGAAAACGGACCGAGCUUGUACUACACGGAUCCAUGUGGAACUUUCAGGCCGUGCAAUGAAAAGUCAAUUGGUCCAGGCUCAGAAGGAGCUGAUAAUUCUCUUCAGGAGCAAUUCAACCAACCUCCGCCAUUUGAAGUAUCUCAUCUCAUUGCUGGUCAUGAUGAAAACGGACUGAGCUUGUACUACACGGAUCCAUGUGGAACUUUCAGGCCGUGCAAUGCAGAGGCAAUUGGUCCAGGCUCAGAAGGAGCUGAUAGUUCUCUUCAGGAGCAAUUCAACCAAGAUCUGUCCCUUCCAGAAGCUGAGACAAUUGCUGUACCUAUCCUCAAGCAACUAAUGGAUGAUGAUAAGGUGACUCCAAAUAAUGUGGAUCUGUCCCUUCAAGAAGCUGAGACAAUUGAUGUUACUAUCCUCAAGCAACUAGUGGAGGAUAAGGCGACUCCAAAUAAUGUGGAUAUUGCCAAGGUAGCACCAGCUGAUCAUCUCUACACUCCACAAGAGGUCGAAGCAGUCAUCGCUAGUCUUUGA
Messenger RNA from Microthlaspi erraticum, 3465 nucleotides. Lineage: Eukaryota; Viridiplantae; Streptophyta; Magnoliopsida; Brassicales; Brassicaceae. The record is from the annotation of a GenBank genome assembly.